UUUCCUAUUUUCUUGCCAUAUGACCAGAUUGAAGUCAUAUGAUUACAAAUUUACUGAAGAUCGUAAUUUAGUAGGCUAUGUUCGCGCUGUUUUACCCCAAGAUGUUGGCCAAGAAUCAACGAAGUGGGGAUUAGCGAACAUUGUACUCUGUUUGGGACCUUCAACAGACAUCCUUCAUCAAACCAUACUUUAAGAUGAGCUCCGAGCAGGCCAACCCACUGCCGGCAUUCCGUUCUGACUACAACUCCUGGGACCUUCGCCUGCAGGUCAUUGGUCUGGGCUUUGCCUUCUACACAGCCAUCUUCCUCCUUUCCCACCUGGUGUCCAGAGCUUUCUCCCAGACCUACUGCUCUCUGCUGACUAAGGAGAAGGUGUUCUGGAACCUGGCGGCCACACGGGCGGUGUUCGGUCUCCAAAGUACCGCGGCGGGCCUGCGGGCGCUGACCGAGGACUCGGCCUUGUCCAGGGACAGGGUCAGAGGUCAGGAGGACUGGUCAUGGUUCACCUUGCUCACCGCCACCGGCUUCUUCCUGUUUGAGAAUGUGGCUCUGCACACCUCCAGCGCAGUGUUCAAGUCCUUCGACCUUCCCCUGGCCACCCACCAUUUCUUCGCGCUGUCUGGGUUUGCCGGGGCUGUGUUCUGGGACUCGACAGGACACCACCUGGCUAUGGUCACUCUGCUGCUGGAGAUGAGCACGCCUUUCACCUGCAUCUCCUGGAUGUUCCUGAAGGUGGGCUGGGCUCAUAAGCUCUUCUGGAAAGCCAAUCAGUGGGUGAUGGUCCACAUGUUCCACUGCCGCAUUGUGGUGACGUACUACAUGUGGUGGGUGAGCUGGAGCCACUGGGGGGAGAUUCAUGUUUACGUGGCCCUGCCCCACCGCGUCCUCUUCUACACUGGCCUGGCCCUGCUCACUGUGGUCAUCAACCCCUUCUGGACACACAAGAAGACCAUGCAGCUCCUUAACCCAGUCGACUGGAACUUCAGCGACAAGCCGCCACCCAACAGGUUCGGUGGGGAUCGGAAGGAGAAACCUCACGAGAGCUGAGAGGGCCAAGUACUGUAGGCCAAACUGGAGAGUCGUAUGGCACUUUCCCUAUACCUGCUGAGGAAAGGAAGGGAGAUUCCUAGACUGUUUUUCAGUAACUCUGGCGCUCCAUAGGCCACUCUUUUGCAUUUUUAACACAAGGUCAAGGCCAUUCAAAGAUUUGGUUACUAACCGUUUGCUUGUUAUUGUUUGAGGAUUUCAGGGUAUACAGAACGGCUGUACCAUGUUGUAUUGGGUCUCCGUGUAGGUUUGCUGCUAUGUAUCAAUGGGCUGUGGAUUAAAGAGCCAGUUAUGGAUGUUGAAACUUAGCUUUUGAAACAUUUCACUGUAGACAAGAAAUGUUGUAGGUCAACAACAUCCAUAACUGGCAACAACACAGAAACCAAUAGUUGCAGGAUCUGUCAGAGGAGGACUCUUUCAAAUGUGAUCUACUUCUGGACAGAGGGGUUCCAGUCUUGAUUAGGAGUUCUGUCGAUGGUGUACUGGAUUUGUUGCACGUGGUUGAAUCUUUAUCCAUUCCUUUUGUUAUCUAGUCACCUUGACCAAGUGGUCCCUGUGCCCUGUGAUUGUCCGAAUCGCAUCUUUGAUCAUGGGGUUGAUUCGAUGCGUCAACUCUCAAACAUUUUACAGUGGAUGUUACGAUGGGAGCACUGAGAAACAGUCCUCUAUUCAAAUGAGAUGCUGAAGGGAAUAGAGGCUACUAAGAAGUACCACCAUUCAGGCCAAACCAAUGGUCAUGUUGCUUCCUGUUGUCAUUAACAAACUCUACCGCUGGACUUCCUGCGAAGAUGAGUUACGUGUUCUUUUGUAACAAGUAAUCCUUUUUAAUUACCAAUAUCAAUGGACACUCUGGAAGCCUGCAUAUAUGUUGCUAAGUACUAAAUCAGAAGUUAAGAGUAACUUGAAAACGGAGUGACCAAAAGUCAAUUAUAACAUGGAUAGUUACACUGAGGGCUAACACCUAUACACAUUUUUAUUAAUUUUUUUUACUGGUUGGGACUUUCCUUGUGUAUUCCUCUGGAUGACCCUAUUGAGUGUGUUAUCAUGAGGGAUCAGAGAAUUCUCAGGAAGAAAACUUGACUGCUUGGAAAUUGAGAUUUCCUCAGCAGUGCUGCCUGUAAGCUUACAAAUGUCGUAAUGGGAACGAUCUAAGGAUGUGUUCUAUUAUUCUCUAUGCUUGAGAUGGGGGUAGAGGUAUUUUAAACCCUUAACCUGGUCAUUUGUGGACAAUGGUGCAUUUUAGUCCUGUAGACUAGCAUAGAGGACUUUUGGAUCAACUCACCCACAUUGAACUACAUCUACACCAUCCUAUUAGCCCUACUAUACAAAGGCUCUCUUGUUUAGAAGAGAGGCUUAGAAAACAUUGAACCUUAGCAAUUGGAACUGCUUACGACAGCUUCCUCAAGACAUGGGUCUGUUCAUGGUUGGUGUGAAUACAUUUAAUAUUUAAAUCUAGAUACAUUUUAAGGAAAGGAUCAUGUUACUUUGCAUCACAGGUACGUGUUAUUGUUUAUCCACUUCCAUUUUUACAAUCGGCGUUACAUGCGGUAUCAGUCAGAUGUUAGAACAGUCAGACUACUUGGAAAGAUAAAGGUGUGAUAUGGUACGGCCACAAAGCAAUUAACAGUAUUUGAUCUUUAUUCAGUGUCCGACAUGGUUGUGUUGGUUAUUUGCCGCACUGAUAAGAGGCACAGUCAGCAUUUCUUAUGAUGAUUUUGAUUUUAAUUAGUUGCUCCCAGCUUUAACUAAAGACAAAGAAGUUCUUAUGGGUUCCAAACAUGAGACAAAUCCUAAGUCUUUUCCCCAUUUAUUUAAAAAUUGUUAAUUACAACACAGUGUCGUUUUAAUAUGCUUCUGAUCUUGUUUUCACAGUUUCAUUUCUCUUAGCCUGUUACUAUGAAGUUGUGUAAUGCAUAACAUUAUUCUCAGGCUGCUGAUUUGAAAUUACACAAAACGUAUAUGUCAAUGAUGUCUAUGAAUUCAUGGCAGUAAAUAAUUAAUCCACUAGGUGGAGCUAUAAGACAGCAUUUUCCAUAUUUCAAGGUUUCUGAAUUGUUGACUCAAUGGGUAGUCUGUGGUGGAAGUAACAUCAAUAAUGCAUCAGAUACAACACAUUUUUAUUUUUAAUGGGCUUUAGUCUGGACUUAUCAAGGUUUUGCUUAAUGUUACAUAAGACGUUUUUCACUUCAAUGUGAUGUUGACCACUUCCUCAAGCAGAGUAAAAAUUUACUUCAGGUUCAAGAAUGAUGUGGAAAAGUCUGUCUGGAUAAGAUUGUAUGGUGGAAAUGAAUCACGGCUAUAGGAAAAAUAAAUUAAUAAAAUAAAUUAUAAAGAUC
Molecule: messenger RNA, 3382 nt
Organism: Esox lucius (northern pike)
Lineage: Eukaryota; Metazoa; Chordata; Actinopteri; Esociformes; Esocidae
Gene: cln8
Product: CLN8 transmembrane ER and ERGIC protein
Exons: 3
Coding region: 195-1046 (283 amino acids)
Biological process (GO): lipid homeostasis
Cellular component (GO): endoplasmic reticulum; membrane
Source: RefSeq, a predicted model, not a curated record